This is a messenger RNA of Heterobilharzia americana, 1784 nucleotides long. The record is from the annotation of a GenBank genome assembly. NCBI's taxonomy places the organism in Eukaryota, Metazoa, Platyhelminthes, Trematoda, Strigeidida, Schistosomatidae.
AUUCUAUUGAAAAAUCUACUUAUUCAUUAAAAUCAUAUUGGUUUAGAAAAUAUAUUAUUCAAAUGAAUGCUUCCUUAGAGAUGAACAGUCAAUCGAAUUCAGAUACCGCAGCUGAAACAACUAAUUUUUGUUCAUUUUCUGAAAAUCUGCGUAAAAAUAAUAAUAGUGAUCAUUAUAUUUACAAUAAUAACAUCAAUUACAGUAAUAAAUGUUUAUCCCCAUUUAUGUUAAAUGCUCCAACAACGGGUAGACAUAACGUGUCGUUUGUCGAUGUUGGAGUACAAACUGAUGAUCAAAUGAUUUCACAUUGUGAUAACGAAGCUCACCUAAAGGACAAUAUCCUUAUUGCUCCUUACAACUUUGAUGAUUUUAAGGCGUCUAGCGAUUUGGAUAUUUUCGUUGAUGCAGUUAAAUGUGUUUACGCUGAGGUAAAACUUGAACUAGCUGAAAUGAUUGUCAACAACUUGAUAGGAAAAUAUGCUGAACCUUUGGAUACAUAUAAUCCUGUGGCAAAUCUUCCUCGGGCUAAUACUUUAUGCUUUAAUACUACUUUAAAUAGUAAUAAAUUUAAUAAUAACAAGAGUUUAACUUUCAAUGAUAAGUCGCGUUCUGAUCACAAUUCACCGACAUAUUUUUGGCCUAUUUUCAAAUUACUUUUAACUCAAUCAGAACCGCAAAUAUUCCCCGAUCUGUACGAACCAAGUCUUUCAGAACACGAAUUAUAUGAUCAAUCUAAUCGUCUUGCAUUUGACAUUCGGAGGACUAAAAGCAAGUUAAAUAUACUGCAAAGCUUACAAAGCAGACAAUCUCAAGAAAAUAUAAUUACCAGUGCUACUACUAUUUCUACAAGUGCUACAUCUACUAUUACUUCGAACUUCGAAAAUUCGCCAAACUGCAAUCAAUUCCAUUCAUCAAAUGACCUGGUAAAAACAUCGCAAUGCAGCCAACGCGAUUCUUUUAUAGCUUGUUUAUACGAUGUGCGGAAAAAUUAUAAAGCGUAUAAAUCGAAGACAAUCCCUAGCAAUGAUCUUGAACAUUCUAAAAGUCCUCGAUCACUUACAACUCAACAUCGCACACCUAGUCAUUAUGGAAACCAAACAGCAAAAUACGAAAAGUCCUUAGAGCAAUUACUAACAAAUUUACAUGCAAAGUCCAGUAGUAAUAAUGCUAAUGAAAGUACACCAUCAAUCUACACUGAUCCGAAGGACUGUCCAUUAUCUUUACUAUCCUUUGUAACCAACCUAAAUAACUUGAGUAGCGAGGAAAAAGAAGAGGGAAAGCAACGCAAACAACAAGCAAAUUAUCGACGGCAUCAUGAAGCACAACCAAACCGACCUCCAUAUAAGACCAGUUCCCAUGAAGAUUCCCUACCACUUUCAUCUUCCUCUUCUUCAUACACUAUCACUGACCCCAAAAAUGAGAUAAUGUCGUCAUCUAUGUUGAAUUGUCCCAGCAAAUCAAAUACUACAAAUAAUACUACAGUAACUGCUUCUAACAGUAAUUCAUUUAAUAACUCAACGGAUCUUCGUUCACCAGCCAAAAUAGUAAAUUCUGAAGCAAUCCAUAAUAUAGAAUAUUCUACGUUCACUGAACGACAUAGCCAACAGUCAAAUCCACCAACCACAUCUGUCCACGACAAAACUAUUUCACCAAGUAAAGAUGACCCAGAUACAUUUCAUUAUUUCAUUGCUGGUAAAUAUGAUCCAGUUAAACAGCAGGUACUAACAUGGGACGCUGAACUGGCUAAAAUGUACAAUCUUGAAAUACGAACAAACAGAGAAUAA